AUGGAUAUGGAGCAAGAAGACAUGCAGUUUCUUGGCUUCUUUGGUAUCUGCAGAGAAGCCUUCAAGAUCAUCAAUUCAUGGAGGAAAAUCUUCAGCCAGAUCACCUUUGCCUUAGUCCUCCCUCUAUCUUUAAUCUUCUUGGCUCAAAUGGAAGUCUCCAAGCUCCUCUCCUCAAAGAUCACACACAACAAGAUACUUUUGGAGGAAACCAAAGCAGGCUCUCCUAGAUACCAAAGGCUCUCAGAUGUCCUCAUGUCCGAAGCGAUCACUUUAGGCCUCUUCAAAGUCGCCUACCUCAUCUUCUCCCUCAUCUUCUCUCUCCUCUCUACCUCCGGCGUUGUUUACACCAUCGCUUCCAUCUACACCGGCCGUGAAGUAACGUUCAAGAAGGUCAUGAGCGUUGUCCCUAAGGUUUGGAAACGGCUUAUGCUCACCUUCCUAUGUAAUUCCGUUGCCCACUUUGCAUACAACAUAGUGGCUGCUUUGAUCUUUGUUGUGUGCGCAAGUUUCCUCUUUUUAAUCUUCAACAAUAACUUUUUGGCUCUACUUUGUGUUCUUUUUAUCUUCUACUUGGUGGGUUUGGUAUACAUGGCCAUUGUUUGGCAAUUAGCCAACGUUGUGACCGUGUUGGAAGACACAAGCGGGUUUCAUGCUCUGAGAAAGAGCAGGGCACUGCUAAAGGGCAACAUGUGGGUGGCCACGUUUAUAUUAUUGCUGCUCGGUCUCUGUCAUUUUGCCAUACAAACAUCAUUUCAGAUGCUUGUUGUGCGUGGUGGAUCAUUGGGCGUGGCGAGCAGGUUUGCCUAUGGGAUUAUCUGUUUGGUGUUACUUUUCAUGUUGCUCCUGUUCGGGCUUGUCCUUCGGACAGUGAUCUACUUCGUCUGCAAAUCCUACCACCAUGAAAACAUCGACAAGUUGGCCCUCUCAGAUCACCUCGCAGGCUAUUAUAUUGGAGAAUAUGUUCCUUUGAAGGCCAAGGAUGCUCAACUGGUGCCUUGA
Messenger RNA from Juglans regia (Persian walnut), 999 nucleotides. RefSeq lists its product as uncharacterized. The record is from RefSeq and is a predicted model, not a curated record. The transcript has a single exon. NCBI's taxonomy places the organism in Eukaryota, Viridiplantae, Streptophyta, Magnoliopsida, Fagales, Juglandaceae. Bases 1 to 999 code for a protein of 332 amino acids.